Molecule: messenger RNA, 1809 nt
Organism: Nicotiana tabacum (common tobacco)
Lineage: Eukaryota; Viridiplantae; Streptophyta; Magnoliopsida; Solanales; Solanaceae
Product: WD repeat-containing protein RUP2
Biological process (GO): response to UV-B
Molecular function (GO): protein binding
Source: RefSeq, a predicted model, not a curated record
UCCUUUUUGUCUCCUCCACUUGUAAUACUACUAAACCAUAUACUUUUCUCUUCUCUCUACACCAAUAACCAAAUCUAACUCCAAUUCCCUGUAUUCUUUACACUAUACUACUACUCAAAAAUCCAUCUAGUAUAUAGUUUAUUUUUCUUGCUUAAUUUCCUAAAAUGUCUUGCACCAACUCUUCUCUUAGCUACUAUACAACUAUUAUUUCUUCAAAAAGCUAACCAUCACUUUGACAUGAAUGGGAAAUGACAGAUAUCUCAUCAAGACAAGAAGCAAUAGCAGAAAUACAAGUAGCAGAAGGAGAAGAGAAAUUAGGAUCAGAAUUACAAGAAACAGAAAGAGAAGAAGAAGAAGAAAAAGCAAGAUGUGAAUGGGAUUUUCAUCUUUCUACUUUCAUUUCUAAUUCUUGCAACAAUAGCAUUAAUGGAUCUGCUUGUGACACACUUGGUGUUUUAGAAUUUGACCCUUCUGGUAAUUUCUUAGCUUCUGGUGGAAUAGCUAGGAAAAUUAGAAUUUACAACGUAAAUUCUUUGUUACAAGAAGAGAGAGAAGGUGGAAGGCUUGUUUCUUUGGAUCAUGGCAAUGCAUGUAACUUUUACAUGUGUACUCCGGCAAAGCUAAGUAGUUUAAAGUGGAAACCCGGAUGGGGGAGUCGGGUUUUAGGGUCGGGUGAUUAUGAUGGAGUUGUCAUGGAAUAUGACUUAGAGAAGAAAAUGCCCGUUUUCGAACGAGAUGAGCAUGGUGGUAGACGGGUUUGGAGCAUUGACUAUUGCCAUUCGGAUCCGGUUUUGGGUGCAUCCGGGUCGGACGACGGAACCAUGCAAAUGUGGGACCCCCGUUGCGUGGACGACGGUAAGUGCUUGGCUAAGGUACAACCUAGCAAGCAAUGUAAUCCGGUAUGUUGCGUGGAAUUUAAUCCGUUUAAAGGACCAAUCGUGGCCGUUGGAUGCGCUGACCGGAGGGUCUACGCUUACGAUAUUAGGAAAAUGACGGACCCACUUUUCGUCCUGGACGGACAUCAAAAAGCGGUUACUUACAUUCGGUUUCUUGAUGAACGUACCAUUGUGUCUUCGAGCGUAGACGGGUGUUUAAAAAUGUGGGAUGGGGAGAAUCAACAUGUUAUUCGUACCUAUAAGGGGCACGAUAAUAGUAGGAGGUUCGUCGGGUUAUCGGUAUGGAGACCCGGUGGAUUAAUUUGUUGUGGCUCAGAGAGUAACCAAGUCUAUGUGUAUGAUAAAAGAUGGGGUGAGCCAAUAUGGGUCUAUGGGCGUGAACCCACGGGUCUAACCGGGUUCGACCAUGGGUUCGUUAGUAGUGUAUGCUGGCAGCAAAAGGAAGAAAAUCAAUGCACACUCGUGGCCGGGGACUCAGAUGGAGUUUUGCGAGUUUUUAGUGGUAAAAGAAGAUAGACAUAUUUAGUGACGGAUGCAGAAUUAAAAUUUGACAGAGGCUAAAACAUUUACCAGAGAGAGGGUUUUGCCAUAAGCAUUUGGCAAAAUGUGUACUACUAUUAUUUUUCACGAGAAGUCAUAGAAACAAUGGCCAACUCAAAAAGGUAACUGUUUUUUUUUUUUUCCUUUUUGUUGGCCAUUUACUUUGUCUGAAAUAUAUAGAGGAUUCUAUAGAGAAAGCUAAAGAAAAAAGGGAAAGAAUUGCAAUGCCAUUUUAUUCUCCUUGUUCUCUCUCUUCAAGGUGACUGUAAUAAAAGCGAAUAUUACUGACAGAAAUUUUUAUAUGUGUAUGCUUUUGCUGAAAUAUCAGCACUGCUGAAAGUUAUAACGAAGAGGUUCUCUUAUUUUUCAUCAA